AUGGCGUGCUUCCGCCGCGUGCAGGAGCGGCUUCGCGAGGUCUACCAGCUGCUCACGCACGGCGGCGACGCCGACUUGGAGCUCGUCGAUGCGCACGACCCCUUUGAGGGCAUCCACUUUGUCGUACGCCCGCCGAAGAAGUCGUGGAAGCAGAUAUCAAACCUCUCCGGCGGCGAAAAGACGCUCUCGAGCCUUGCCCUCAUCUUCGCCCUGCACGACAUCAAGCCGACACCAAUCUACGUCAUGGAUGAGAUUGACGCUGCGCUCGACUUCUGCAAUGUGUCUAUUGUCGCCAACUACCUGCUGCGGCAGGCGAGUGGCGCGCAGUUCAUUAUCAUCUCGCUCCGCAACAACAUGUUCGAGAUGGCCCACCAACUUGUGGGCGUAUGCAAAGUGAUGGACGUGACACGCACGCUUGUGUUGAUGCCGAAGGGCUUCCAGCGUGUCGUGGAGGCCGCGCUGCUGCAACGCAAGCGGCAGCGGUCACCACAGCAGCGUCGGUCAGCAAGUGAUGUUGCGCCGGACGGUGGCGGAUGCAUAAACGAGGAAAGGGACGAGGAAGAAGAGGAAAUGGCCGAUAGAGGAUCUUGCCACUCUACGAGGGACAAGAACCAAAACAACAAAGAUGGUGACACAAGAGCUGAUGUAGCGGCAGCAGAGGCGACAACUACGGUAAGAGCACGAACACGUGUGAAGAGAGAACGCCGUGAGUGA
Messenger RNA from Trypanosoma grayi, 714 nucleotides. Its product is annotated as putative structural maintenance of chromosome protein 4. Lineage: Eukaryota; Euglenozoa; Kinetoplastea; Trypanosomatida; Trypanosomatidae. Gene Ontology annotation, biological process: mitotic chromosome condensation. The transcript has a single exon. Bases 1 to 714 code for a protein of 237 amino acids. The record is from RefSeq and is a predicted model, not a curated record.